Molecule: messenger RNA, 1689 nt
Organism: Parastagonospora nodorum SN15
Lineage: Eukaryota; Fungi; Ascomycota; Dothideomycetes; Pleosporales; Phaeosphaeriaceae
Exons: 7
Coding region: 1-1689 (562 amino acids)
Biological process (GO): transmembrane transport
Cellular component (GO): membrane
Molecular function (GO): transmembrane transporter activity
Source: RefSeq, a predicted model, not a curated record
AUGACAGGAGCAAAGACCAAUCAAGUCGAUCAGCGGCCACUCUCGAUCACCGAUCUUUUGCAUUUCAUUCCCUAUGACUUGCAACAAACCUUCCUUUUUGAGGCAAUACUCUCUUAUGGCAAGAUAUACAACCUAUACCCCAUCAAAUGGGUGUUUUUGAUUGCCUUGGCGCUGUUUGAGAUUGGCAGCCUCAUCUGUGGUGCCGCCCCGAGCUCUGUGGGCUUGAUCAUGGGCAGAGUGGUUGCUGGCAUUGGGUCUGGAGGACUGUUUGCCGGUGCUAUACUGCUUGUGGCAGAGUUCAAACCAUUGAACGAGCGUGCUUUCUACAAUGGCAUGCUUGGGGCCAUGUACUCAGUCGCAAGUGUUGCCGGCCCCCUCAUGGGAGGAGCCUUCACUGAGCGUGUGACCUGGCGUUUGUGCUUCUACAUCAAUCUGCCUCUCGGAGUGGUCACCGCUGUCAUCGUCUUCCUUCUUGUUCCAAACAAUUACGACUCUGGACGAGACAGCAGGCGAGGAUUGCCAUUGAAGAAAAAGCUUCAAGAAAUGGAUCUUUACGGCCUUGUUGUGCUUGUUCCUACCAUCAUAUGUAUUCUUCUGGCUACUCAGUGGGGCGGUACAAAGUACUCCUGGGGCAACGCGCGAAUUAUUGCUUUGUUCGUUGUAGGGUUUGUGCUCUUCGUGGCUUUCGUUGUCAUAGAGAUUUGGCAGGGCGAUAGAGCUAUCGUUCCUCCAAGCCUUGUCAAGAGGCGCACCGUGUGGGCCUGUUCUAUCUUCUCCUUCUGUCUCUUUGGCUCUUUCCUCGUUGUCGCUUACUUUCUUCCCUUGUGGUUUCAAGCCAUUAAAGGCGACACAGCGACCGAGAGUGGGAUUCACAAUCUCCCUAGCAUAUUGGGCACCACUAUCUUUUCAGUUGCGGCAGGUGGUAUGGUCUUCGGACUGGGCUACUAUACUUGGGCUUGCAUACUUGGUAGUGUGCUUGCAGCAGUGGGCGCUGGUCUUCUUUCGACGCUCGAAGUCGACUCCAAUGCGGCCAAGUGGAUCGGCUACCAGGUCCUCUACGGAGCCGGCUGUGGCUUUGGUCUCAACCAACCACUGAUAGCUAUUCAGGCUGCACUGCCAGACUUUCAGAAGUCCGAAGGCACCGCUGUAGUCAUCUUCAUGCAGACUUUUGGCGGAACUAUCGCAAUCGCUGUGGCGCAGAAUGUUUUCAAUAACAAGCUCGUGUCAAAUAUCUUGGCUGCCGGUAUACCUGUAGACCCAGCGGCACUGCUUUCCGUAGGAGCAACCAAGUUGCAAGGUCUAGUGCAACCACAAUUCUUCGGACGACUACAGCUAGCUUAUAACGAUAGCAUCACACAAACGUUCUACGUUGCCGUUGCAACUGCUGGAUUGAGUAUGGCUGGCUCGAUCCUCAUCCCUUGGUUAAGCGUCAAACAAGCGGUUGCUCCGGAAGAUGCAGAGACUGCCAACACUGUUAUGCCUUUCCAGCACCCAUCGAGCGACGUCGACCUGGCCAUGCCUGCGAUUCUGAGGCAAUCGGGAGAAAUUGCGAGCGAAGACAGCCAAUCAAGCGACAUUGAGAAGGUUCCGCGGAAUAAUGAAGUCUCCACUUAUGACAGCCAGACAAGCGAGGUGGAAAAGUCCUCCGUAGGAUCAACUAAUCGGAAAGUGGAGAGUAUCCGAAACUAG